AACAACUAUGGAGAGGAAAAUACUUCCCAUUUACUUUUUGUUGCUGCUUUCUGUUUUCUUGAUUCAGCAAGUUUCUUCUCAAGAUUUAUCAAGCUGUGCAGGGAGAUGUGGGGAAGGGUAUUCUAGAGAUGCCAUCUGCAACUGUGAUUAUAACUGUCAACACUACAUGGAGUGCUGCCCUGACUUCAAGAAAGUCUGCGCUGUAGAGUUUUCCUGUAAAGGCCGCUGCUUCGAGUCCUUUUCAAGAGGGAGGGCGUGUGACUGUGACUCAGAAUGUAAGAAGUACGGCAAGUGUUGUUCCGAUUAUGACAGUUUUUGUGAAAAAGUGCACAGUCCUGCAUCACCACCACCUUCAAAGUCUGCACCUCCACCUCCAGGAACAACUCAGACCAUCAAAUCAACAACCAAACGUUCACCCAAAUCAUCAAGCAAGAAGACUAAGAAAGUUAUAGAAUCAGAGGAAAUAACAGAAGCAAAAGAAAACAAGAAGAAAAGAACCCCUAAAAUGAAACCUACCCCAGAACCACCAGUAAUAGAUGAAGCUGGAAGUGGACCGGACAAUGGUGAUUUCAAGCUCACCCCAACUCCUAACAUUCCCACCACUCAACGUAAUAAAUUUACCACAACUCCCAAGAUUACAAUAGUAAAACCAAUACUUUCUAAACCCAGUAUUCCACCUAAUUCUGACACAACUAAAGAGACGCCUUUGACAGCCAAUAAGGAGACAACAGAUGAAACUAAAGAGACUUCUACAACAAAUAAACAGACUUCAACUACUGCAAAAGAGAAGACUACUUCAGCUAAAGAGACACAAAAUGCAGAGAAAACAUCUACUAAAGACUUUGCACCCACAUCUGAAGUUCCUGCUACAUCUACUCUCAAAGCUGAAACUAUAAGCAAAUCCCCUGCUCUCACCUCUCCCAAAGAGCCAGAUCCCACCACCAAGGAAUCUACACCUACCACCACCAAGGAGCCAGCUCCCACCACCAAGGAAUCUACACCCACCACCACCAAGGAGCCAGCUCCCACCACCAAGGCAUCUACACCCACCACCACCAAGAAGCCCGCUUCCACCACCAAGGCAUCUACACCCACCACCACCAAGGAACCAGCUCCCACCACCAAGGAAUCUACACCCACCACCACCAAAGAGCCAGCUCCCACCACCCCCAGGGAGCCAGCUCCCACCACCAAGGAAUCUACACUCAUCACCACGAAAGAGCCAGCUCCCACCACCACCAAGGAGCAAGCUCCCACCACCCCCAAAGAGCUAGCUCCCACCACCAAGGAAUCUACACCCAUCACCACCAAAGAGCCAGCUCCCACCACCACCAAGGUGCCUGCUCCCACCACCACCAAGGAGCAAGCUCCCACCACCAAGGAAUCUACACCCAUCACCACCAAAGAGCCAGCUCCCACCACCACCAAGGUGCCUGCUCCCACCACCCCCAAGGAGCCAGCUUCUGCCACCCCCAAGGAACCUACUCCAAGUUCUCCUAAUACACCUGCUCCAACCACCUCAGAGGCCUCUACUUCAACUAUCACCAUGGAGCCUCCCACUACUCCUAAGGGCCCUGCUGAAUCAACUCCUGAGUUUCCUGUAGAACCCACACCAAAGACUCUUGAAAACAGUCCCAAGGAGCCUGCCGUACCUACAACCAAGGCUCCUAAAGUGACCAAACCUGAAAUGACUACAACAGCUAAAGACAAGGCCACAGAACAAGACACAACUGAUACCAUGGCAUCAUCCAAAAUUACUCUUAAAGCAACAACUCUUGCACCCAAAGUAAUGACAGCAACAAAAAAGACAACUGAAGAGACUACAAGCAAACCUGAACCAACAACAGCUAUACCAAAAGGUACAGCUACUAACGCUGAAGUGACAACUCCUAAACCCCAAAAACCAACCAAAGCACCCAAAAAGCUCACUUGUACCAAAAAGACAAAAACACCUAAAGUGAGAAAACCGAAGACUACACCAACUCCCCCAAAGAUGACAUCAGCAAUGCCUAAAUCAAACCCUACCUCUUUAGCAGAAGCCAAGCUCCAAACCACCACCAGCCCUAACCAAACUCCCAACUCAGAAAUAAUCGAAGUAAAUCCAAAGAAUGAAGAUGCAGAUGCUACUGAAGGAGAAAAACCUCAGAUGAUGAUUCCUAGGCCCCCUGUGUUAACUCCUAUAGUUAUUCCAGGCACUGAUUUCAUAGGGAGAGGACCCAGUCAAGGCAUUGGCAUCAACCCCGUGUUUUCAGAUGAGACUAAUUUAUGCAACGGUAAGCCGGUAGAUGGACUGACUACUUUGCGCAAUGGGACAUUAGUUGCAUUUCGAGGUCAUUAUUUCUGGAUGCUAAAUGCAUUCAGUCCACCAUCUCCACCUCGUAGAAUUACUGAAGUUUGGGGCAUUCCCUCCCCCAUUGAUACUGUUUUUACUAGAUGCAACUGUGAAGGAAAAACUUUCUUCUUUAAGGAUUCUCAGUACUGGCGUUUCACCAAUGAUAUAAAAGAUGCAGGGUAUCCCAAACUAAUUUCCAAAGGAUUUGGAGGACUAAAUGGAAAAAUAGUGGCAGCUCUCACAAUAGCUAAAUACAAGAACAGACCUGAAUCUGUGUAUUUUUUCAAGAGAGGUGGCAGCAUUCAGCAGUAUACUUAUAAACAGGAACCCACCCAAAAGUGUACUAGAAGAAAGCUUGCUAUAAGUUAUCCAGUGUAUGGAGAAACGACACAGAUUAGGAGACGUCGAUUUGAACGUGCUAUAGAGCCUUCUCAAACACACACCAUCAGAAUUCACUAUUCACCCAUCAGAGUCACUUAUCAAGACAAAGUGUCAUCUGCAGGUUUCCUCCAUAAUGAAGUUAAAGUGAGUACACUGUGGAGAGGACUUCCAAAUGUGGUUACUUCAGCUAUAUCACUGCCCAACAUCAGAAAACCUGAUGGCUACGAUUACUAUGCCUUUUCUAAAGAUCAAUACUAUAACAUCGAUGUGCCAACUAGAACAGCAAGAGGCAUUACUACUCGUUCUGGACAGACCUUAUCUAAUGUCUGGUACAACUGUCCUUAGACUGAUGGGCAAAGGAAGAAUCGACUAACUAAAAUGAAGAAAAGAAUGAUAAAUUUUGACACUGAAACACAUUUUAUUAAUAAAGAAUGUUGAUAUAAGCAUACCAAUUUAAAUACAAAAAUGUUUUUCAAC
Messenger RNA from Lagenorhynchus albirostris (white-beaked dolphin), 3190 nucleotides. RefSeq names its product proteoglycan 4 (gene PRG4). The coding region runs from base 8 to 3058 and encodes 1016 amino acids. Gene Ontology annotation, biological process: immune response. The record is from RefSeq and is a predicted model, not a curated record. Lineage: Eukaryota; Metazoa; Chordata; Mammalia; Artiodactyla; Delphinidae. The transcript has 11 exons. Gene Ontology annotation, molecular function: polysaccharide binding; scavenger receptor activity.